Molecule: messenger RNA, 3358 nt
Organism: Chiroxiphia lanceolata (lance-tailed manakin)
Lineage: Eukaryota; Metazoa; Chordata; Aves; Passeriformes; Pipridae
Gene: ADGRD2
Product: adhesion G protein-coupled receptor D2
Exons: 26
Biological process (GO): cell surface receptor signaling pathway; adenylate cyclase-activating G protein-coupled receptor signaling pathway
Cellular component (GO): membrane
Molecular function (GO): G protein-coupled receptor activity
Source: RefSeq, a predicted model, not a curated record
GGAGCGCCGGACCCCGAGCAGAGCGGAGCCGGGCGGGCUGUGGCGAAGAGUGAAAGCUUUCCACAUGGUCAACAUGUUCAGGAGAAAUCUGAGACUUGAUUCCUGGUUCUUCAGCUUUCUGGUCAGUCUGUCCAGGAGUCUCCUUGCCUUUGCAGCCCUUGCCAAGAACCAGACUUCUAAAGGUUUUGCUCCUGUCACGAUUGAGACCCCAAGACACACGUACGAGUAUGUGGCCACUGCCUUGGACUGGUGGCAUGCUGACAGGUACUGUGAGCAGCACUUUGCUCAGCUGCUCUUUGAACCCCAGCAUGGUGAGCAAGAUUCCUUCAGCAAACUGCUGCAGUCCCACCACAUCACAGGUUCUGUCUGGCUGAAGGAAAGGGAUGGUGUCCUGCACAAACCGAAGAGGAGACGAGGCCACAGCGUACCAGUCCUGGUGUUCAGAGACAAAACAGACACAAAGUAUGUGAAGGUGCUCUCUGACUUCCCAGCCCUGCCUGCUGUCACAGCCUGUGCCCACCUGCAGUGGGACACCAGGACCCAGGAGAUUGCCACCAUCUUCUCCUACGCUGUGCCAGCUUUCAUCAACGAGUUCCAGCUCCGGGGCUUUGUGGACGAGGAAGGCUUUGUCCGGUUUGCUCUCAUAGUCCAUGGGCACCACUCCCCGUACCUGCCCGUGUUCCGUGCCGACGGACAGUGGCAUCACUUCUGUGUGACCUGGCAGCAGGAAAACGGGACCUGGGCCAUCUAUGCCGAUGGCAAAAGGAGGGCAUCUGCCAGUGGUUUGUGUGCUGCAGGACCAGCUGUCCCCCAGGCCAUCUACGGCCAGGGGACCUUCAUCAUUGGGCAGGACCAAGAUUCCCUGGGGGGCACCUUCAGGGCGAAGGAGUCCUUCAGUGGGAACAUCACUGACUUACACAUCUGGCAGAAAGUCCUCGGCACGGAGCAGAUUGAGAAGGUUCGGUCGUGCUGGGUCACGGAGCAGGACCUUGUGUUUGGGUGGAGCUCAAACGCGCUGGAGCUGGAGAGCUCCGUUCAGACAGUGACCACCCAGCUUCUCUGCCCAGGGCCUGUCGAGGAAUGCCGAGUUUUGGAAGCUGGCAGCAGUGGAUUCAGUUAUGCAUCUUGUUUGCAGACUUUGCCUUUCAUCUGUCAAUACAGAAAGGAUGCAUACUGGCAACUGAAAAGAGCCCAGCUGGAGUCCAGCCACUCGCUUGUCAGCCAUGUGAACACACUUGCAGCGAGGUCUGUGGUUCCUGACAGCAUCUUCACGAGUGGUGUCCAAGACAUGAACCUCUCUGUGGCUCUCGGUGCUCUUGAUGCCUUGGCAAAGGUUCUGAGGGAAGGAGAAAUGUCCAUGCUGGAGCCCUCUGACCUCCUGGAAGUGCUUCAAUUACUAAAGCAAGUUUCAGAUGUGGAGGUGCAGGAGGGAGAUGACCUGGAGAUGCUGGAGCAGUUGGGCCAGUAUUACAUGGAAGUGACUGCGUUAAUCCUGGAAGAGCAGAAUACUGGGACGUGGUCAUCGGUCAGCCAGGUUGUCAGAGGGCCCAUGGCUGUUGUUGAGCUCUGUGACAGAAUGGUGUCACUCUUAGUCCCACUGCUGACUGCAGAGAGGACAAGGAUCACCAUCCAGCACAGGAAUAUUGGGAUGGAGGUGAGGGAGCUGGAGCUGAGUGGGGAGGAGCUGAGUAGUGAGGCAUACGUGGUCCAGACUGUCGAGAAGGGCAGGCAUGACUUCAUCGAGGUUCCUGCAGAAGAAAUGCAAAGACUGAAAGCCAGAGGUCUCCGCAGGGUCACGGUGAAGAACCUGUGGUUUGGCUACGGGGCCCUGCAGCGCUGCCUGUCUGGCACUGCCGUGUCCCAGCAUGUGGCUGCCUCUGACGGGGGACACAAGUACGUGAGCGCUGCGGUGGGCACUGCUGUGAUCUCAUCCACGCUGCUCUGCAACUACCAGGAGAUCAGCACGUCCGUGCGCUACCGCCUGCAGCACCGAGCGCAGGACCUGUCUGAUACGCUGGUGUGGCCCAUCUGUGCCUUCUGGAACUUCAGCCUCAGCCCAGAUGCUGGUGGGAUGUGGUCCACAGCUGGCUGCUCUGUGGUGACGUCUCUCCAAGACUCCACUGCCUGUUUUUGCAACCACACCACGAAUUUUGCCAUCCUGCUGCAGGUGUAUGAGCUGAAGAUGACCGCCAAGGAGGAGUUCACACUGCAGACCUUGACUUUUAUUGGAUGUGGAGUUUCCUUCUGUGCCUUGGUAGUCACCUUCAUUUUGUUCUUGGUGGUUCGUGUCCCCAAGAGUGAACGGACAACGGUGCACAAGAACCUGAUCUUUGCAUUGGCUGCAGGAGAAGCUCUGCUCAUGUUAAGUGAGUUGGCCAAGAGCAACCAGGUGCUGUGUUUCAUGGUCACUGCCUUCCUGCACCUCUUUUUCAUGGCAGCCUUCUCAUGGAUGCUGGUAGAGGGGCUUCUCCUCUGGAGCAAGGUGGUAGCAGUCAACAUGAGUGAAGACAGGAGAAUGAAGUUCUACUACGUGACAGGCUGGGGUCUUCCAGUCCUUAUUGUGGGGGUGACCCUUGCAACUUCCUUUAACAAGUAUGUGGCAGCAAACCACUGCUGGCUGAACGCGCAGACCAACGUCAUCUGGGCCUUUGUGGGUCCUGUGCUCUUCAUCCUGGCUGUGAACACCUUCGUGCUGCUCCGGGUGGUGACGGUGACGGUGUCCAGUGCUCGCAGGAGAUCAAAGAUGCUGACACCCAACAGCAGCCUGGAGAGCCAGAUUGGAGCACAGAUAUGGGCCACGGCCAAGCCCGUCCUGGUGCUGCUGCCUGUGCUGGGGCUGACCUGGGUGUGUGGGGUCUUCGUCCACCUCAGCAUCAUUUGGGCCUAUGUCUUCAUCGUGCUGAACUCUCUCCAGGGCCUGUACAUAUUCCUGGUCUACGCAAUCUAUAACAGUGAGGUGAGGAAUGCCAUCCAGAGGAUGAAGGACAAGAAGAAGGCCCUCUCAUUCACAAACUGCUCUCAUCCCAUCAACUACUUAUCAAGUCCAAGAAAUACGACCUCCUGGGAGACAGGGAAGCUGGGUCCUGCAGCUGAGAGUGCCCUGCCAAGCCCUGCGCAGAAAGACCCUCCAGUGAAGAACAUCACCAACAGAGGAAAUUUUGGAGCCAAAAUUCCCAUGGGAAUUUCAUCAAUUAUGUCACCUGAGAGGCCGGCCGUAGAGCUGACAGCGUUCAAACCCUCAGUGUCUAAGCAGGGCAUCCUCAGACUGUUUUUGAGAUGAUGCCACCCAGAAGCAGUGCAGCCUUCCUCCUCCCACUGGACACAGGAGAAAGGCAGAAACGGUGGCACCCAGGAGUAG